Messenger RNA from Ipomoea nil (Japanese morning glory), 1476 nucleotides. RefSeq names its product fasciclin-like arabinogalactan protein 1. Gene Ontology annotation, cellular component: plasma membrane. NCBI's taxonomy places the organism in Eukaryota, Viridiplantae, Streptophyta, Magnoliopsida, Solanales, Convolvulaceae. The coding region runs from base 107 to 1372 and encodes 421 amino acids. The transcript has a single exon. The record is from RefSeq and is a predicted model, not a curated record.
GAUCUCGGUCUACAUAGACUCGCGCCGUACCGUUCAAACUCUCACUUCCAAAGCAACUGAAAAGCUAAAACCAUCAUCGCAACUCUCGCCUCCCUUCAAACUGAAAAUGCAGAGCCUCUCAACGGCCGCCGUGGUUGCGGCGUUUCUCUGUUUUACAGUGUUGCUUUGGCCGGAAGGCGCCGGAGCCCACAAUAUCACCCGCAUUCUGGCCAAGGAUAAAGCGUUUGCUACCUUUAAUCACUACCUGACACUGACACACCUCGCCGCCGAUAUCAACAACCGCGAGACCAUAACCGUCUGCGCCGUCGACGAGGCGGCCAUGGCGGAUCUGCUCGCCAAGCACCUGUCCAUUAACACCAUUAAGAAUGUGCUCUCCCUUCACGUCCUUCUGGACUACUACGACACCAAGAAGCUCCACCAAAUCUCCAAUGGUACGGCUUUGGCCGCUACUAUGUUCCAGGCCUCCGGCUCGGCGUCCGGCUCCACCGGCUUUGUCAAUAUCACGGAUCUGAAGGGCGGAAAAGUCGGAUUUGGGCCUGAGGACAACGGCGGAUCCCUGCCGGCCACUUACGUCAAGUCUAUCGAGGAGAUACCCUACAACAUUUCCGUUCUCCAGAUCAGUCGUAUCUUGCCGUCGCCGCAAGCGGAAGCUCCGACUCCUGGUCCAAGCCAGAUGAACCUAACUGCUCGUAUGUCGAGUCAUGGCUGCAAAGUGUUUGCCGAGGCUCUGUUGGCUUCCCCUGCUGAGAAGACAUAUGAUGCCAGUGUUACCGGUGGAUUAACGAUAUUCUGCCCCGGCGACGACGCUAUGAAGAAUUUCAUGCCGAAAUUCAAAAAUUUAACGGCGGAUGGGAAACAGUCACUGCUGGAGUACCACGGCGUUCCCGUCUACCAUUCGCUGUCGGAUUUGAGGUCAAAUAACGGCGAGACGAACACAUUGGCUACCGACGGCGGUAAGAAGUUCGGCUUCACAGUCCAAAACGACGGCGACGUCGUGACAUUGAAGACGAAGAUUGUGACCGCGAAAAUCACGGGAACGUUGCUGGAUGAACAGCCGGUGGCGAUUUUUACUCUUGACAAAGUCUUAAUGCCGAAGGAGCUGUUCAAGGCAACUGAUUCCCCGACCCCUGCUCCAGCUCCGGGACCGGACGCCGACGCAGAGUCUCCCAAGCCUGCUAAGAGGCACAAGUCAAAGUCACCGUCACCGUUACCAUCCGAUGCUCCGUCAGACUCCCCGGCGGAUGCUCCGGACAGUGAUUCUGACGAUCAGACGGCAGACGACAACGGCGCCAUUAGGUUCAACGGCGGAAGAUUUGUCGCAAUGGUUUUAAGUCUGUGUGUUGCCUUUUCACUUGAGCAAGCUUUCUUUUAGGGUCAAAAGUUUAAAUAUGAUAAAUCAGUGUAAUGAGUAGUGGACUUAUGGCAUCCUAUCUUUAUUCAUUGACUUUUUCAAAAUACCAUUUCAUUUUCAUCUUC